This is a messenger RNA of Aspergillus novofumigatus IBT 16806, 1467 nucleotides long. RefSeq names its product flavin-containing monooxygenase. The transcript is spliced from 5 exons. Bases 1 to 1467 code for a protein of 488 amino acids. The record is from RefSeq and is a predicted model, not a curated record. NCBI's taxonomy places the organism in Eukaryota, Fungi, Ascomycota, Eurotiomycetes, Eurotiales, Aspergillaceae.
AUGUCGGAACACUACCUCGACGCCCUGGUCGUCGGCACCGGGUUCUCAGGCAUCUACGCUCUCCAAUCCCUCCUCGAACAAAACCUCAAAGUCAAAGCAAUCGAUGCCGCCUGCGACGUUGGCGGUACCUGUGAUACUUGGUCGCACCUGUAUCGCUACUCCUUCGACUACGACAAGUAUGACCUACGCAGACACAUGCAGUUUAACACGGACAUGGCUAGCGCCGUUUGGGACGAAGGCACAAGCACAUGGCGAGUGUCCUGCAAGACCGGCGAUGCCAAUUACCCUGGUCUUCCUGGUCUGCAGGCGUUCCACGGCAAGAUAAGGCACACUUCUUCUUGGGACACGGAGCUAGACCUCAAGGGUAAGCGAGUUGGUCUUGUCGGCGUGGGUUCCUCGGGUGUGCAACUCGUGCCCGCCGUUGCGGACACCCGUCCAGUCCCUGCACGUCUUCAUUCGCCCGGCGACCGUGCACUCACCGCGCAUGAGCGCGAGGAGAUUUUCAGAGAGUUCCCCAAAAUCUGGACUGAGACUCGCACCUCGCGGCUCGCCAUCGGGUUCCCCGAGCUCUCGCGAGAGGCCAUGGCGUUGUGCCCCGCAGACCGCGAAGACGCCUUCGAGCGCCUGUGGGAAGCCGGAAGUGGGCUGCAGUUCCUGUUUGGUGGGUUCACGGAUUUGCUCACGGACCCCGUUGCCAACGAGGAGGCUUGCAAGUUCAUCCGGAGGAAGAUUGAGGCGAUCGUCCUGGAUCCACAAAAGCGGAAGGUGCUUACGCCAGACGAGCCGUAUGCACGUCGUCCGCUGUGUGCGAACGGUUUCUAUGAGCAGUUCAACCGAGAGAACGUCUUUGCGGUGGAUAUCCGGACCCAUCCCAUUGUGAAGAUUGAAGCAGAGGGGAUCCGCACGGCGGAUGGAAGGUUGCAUGAAUUAGACGUCAUCAUUUUCGCAACGGGGUACGACGCAAUGGACGGAGCGUAUGUUCGGUUGGACAUUCUAGGCCAAAAAUCAGGCGGAAACCUUCGGGAUCUUUGGAAGGCAGAAGGCCCAGCGAGUUAUCUGGGACUUUCCGUACCAGGUUUUCCUAAUCUCUUGAUGAUCAACGGGCCACAGACGCCGUUUGCUAAUAUCCCUCCCAUAUCAGAGGAGAAUGUAAACCUCAUAGUGGAUCUAAUAAAGCGGGCUGAGGAGGUCAGUCAGCAGGAGAAUCGCCCCUGUUUGAUUGAAGCAACUGAAGAGGCACAACGCAAAUGGGGCGAGCACUGCGACGAGAUCGCCAACAGCACUCUCCUGAAGCAGGUACCUCAAUGGCUCUUCGGCCAUAAUGUUCCCGGCAAGGUAGUCUCCACGUUAUUCUAUUUUGGUGGAGUCGGACGGUUCAGAGCUUUAAUUGCGGACAUCAAGGCCAAGGGCUUUACGGGAUUUAAGGAGCCUCUGAGUAGGAAGUCAGAGCCGCGGGCGCAUCUAUAA